Messenger RNA from Eruca vesicaria subsp. sativa (arugula), 1157 nucleotides. Lineage: Eukaryota; Viridiplantae; Streptophyta; Magnoliopsida; Brassicales; Brassicaceae. The record is from the annotation of a GenBank genome assembly.
GCCGCGUGCAUCCGUCGCUCAAAGUAAAAAAAAAAUGGGUGACUCCGCGGAGAAAAUGCUUGAGGGGUACAAGAGGGAGGAUGAGUUUAUGGAGAAAGUGAACCAAUGUGGUGGGUUCGAUAUUGAGCAUAUAACGGAAAAGAAACCAGGAUGUUUUUGGGCUGCGGAGAUCGCAAAACAUGAAACCGCCCCCAAGGACAUCGUCCUAUAUGCUAGGUUUGGGAUCCAUAAGUACAAUAUGAGCCAGGGGACUAACUUGCAGCUGCAUCGCAUAGAGAAAUACAAUUCGUACACUAAACAUUGUUAUGCCAUUCACUAUGUAACCGCAGUUGCAAAGGAUCCAUCUGCCGGCGGUUCCCUUGUAACUUUUCAGACCAGUUGUUAUGAAGAAGGCGUUGGCGUCAAGAGGUUGUCUUGUUUUAUUGCUAGACCUAAGACUGGACCACAUGUUACCCUCGAUGAAGAUGAUAGUCCACUCACUGAACCUAUAGACAAAAGUAGAUUGCCUGAGUGGCCAGGAGAGAAUGCUUUCGAGGAUAAAAAGCAUUAUUACGUGGUGAAGAAAUCAGAGGUUCGAAAAAAUGAUUGGAUUCGUUUAUACUUGGAGCUUGCAUUCUACACUGCAAAUUUGGCCCUUCCAAAUCUUGAUCUGUCGAAGUUGGUCAUUACUAAAGUAGCCGUGUAUAGUAGCGACGAGAGCAUCGUUGUGCCAAACGAGAGACUCAAUUCCAGAAAUGCAAUCUUCUACAUCAAGUACAAGUACUGCCCACACAAAAAUAAGGCUCAUGGUUGCAAGAGAAUACGUGAUCGCAUAGCUAUAAUAAGAAGAAAGUUUGACAAGUUCUCUGGUGAUAUCACUCUCACGUUCGAGGGUACUUGCGAAUGGAGGCGCACUUUUCUCUAGAGCAGAGGAUGGCCAAUCAAUCCUAUGGCCUUGACUCGUUGCUCGCUUCUAGUUAAGUAAUUAUAAGGCUAGAUCCAUUAUAAAAUGUGGAUCACGUAAUAAAAUUAUUAACUAUUGCCAAAGCUUAAACGGUCGUUUCGAUUCUUGAGUCGGUUGUGGUUUUUGUUGCGCAUGUUUUAAAUUACUUUUAAAUAUUUGGAUAUUUUGAGGUUCACUGUCUUUUGUUUCAAAUUACAUGAAAUAUUUGGAUAUU